Molecule: messenger RNA, 651 nt
Organism: Aureobasidium melanogenum CBS 110374
Lineage: Eukaryota; Fungi; Ascomycota; Dothideomycetes; Dothideales; Saccotheciaceae
Product: glutathione S-transferase domain-containing protein
Exons: 1
Coding region: 1-651 (216 amino acids)
Biological process (GO): L-phenylalanine catabolic process; glutathione metabolic process
Molecular function (GO): maleylacetoacetate isomerase activity; glutathione transferase activity
Source: RefSeq, a predicted model, not a curated record
AUGUUUACUCUAAUCAGUGCGACUCCAUCUCCUUAUGCUCGCAAAGUCCGCAUAGCACUCGCCGAGAAACACAUACCUUUUACUCUCCAGACGGAAGUUCCUUGGGAUUCCACGACCAAGACACCACAAUACAAUCCACUCGAAAAACUUCCAGUCUUGAUCCUCGAGGAUGGAAAAUCAGCAGUCUACGAGUCUAGCUAUAUUCUCGAAUGGCUAGAGGCAAAAUAUCCAGACACGCCCCUUCUCCCUAGCAUUGAUCAAGUCGAUGCCAGAUUGUUUGCCAAAAGAAUUGAGGUCGUCGUCGAUGGCGUAUGUGAUGCCCUGGUACUUGCCUUUUUUGAAAGGAUGAGGGAAUCUGAAAAGCAGUCGCAACCAUGGAUCGACAGACAGAUGAGAAAAGUUGAAGGUGGCUUGAAGGCAUUGGGAGAAUGGGCAGAGCAAAAGCAGGGAGACUUUCUCGUUGGAGAUAAACUCGGACUGGCAGAUAUUGCUGUCGGUUCUCUUUGCGGCUACCUUGAAUGCAGAUGGCCCAGCCAUGACUGGGCAGACACCUACCCGGCCUUGAAGAGACACUGUCAGAUGCUAGAAGAGCUCCCUAGCUUUCAAGAUACGAGGCCGAGUCCGCAGACCAUGAAGGAUAAGGUGGUUUGA